Messenger RNA from Hemiscyllium ocellatum (epaulette shark), 1569 nucleotides. It is a transcript of the gene adipoqb, whose product is annotated as adiponectin, C1Q and collagen domain containing, b. The record is from RefSeq and is a predicted model, not a curated record. Gene Ontology annotation, molecular function: protein binding. Bases 285 to 1106 code for a protein of 273 amino acids. The transcript is spliced from 3 exons. NCBI's taxonomy places the organism in Eukaryota, Metazoa, Chordata, Chondrichthyes, Orectolobiformes, Hemiscylliidae.
UUAAGAGUAUUCUAGAUGAUGUAUUUAAAUACUUUGUUAGCUUUCUCAGGCCUUCUGCCUAUUAAAAAAAGAGUCACAAUUAAUAGUGAUCAAAUUAUCAGCUGCCAAAUAGGAUCUUAGUUCAGAGUGACAGACAAUUCCAUGUGGAGAAGCACUAGGGUAGCCAGAUCAUGUAACGUCAGCCUUGAAUACAUUGCAAGGAGUCAACUCCGAGUGAAAGGAAAGGAAAGGACAACGUGAACUUACGGGUAACUUGGAUCAGAGCUUCAUCAUUCACAGUGAAAAUGUUAUUUAAACAACUCUUCUGGCUGGUGGCUUUGGUUGGGCUAGGGCACUUUGAUGAAACAACUGUGGAACCGGAUGACACCGAAGCUGAACUUAUCACUGAUACAAGCGAAGUUGAUCCUAUCACUGAUAUAAGCGAACCUGAAGCUCCAGAAACCACUCCACAAGAAUCCCCCAAAAUAAUUCAUGGCUGCCCAAACUGGAUGGCAGGAAUACCUGGCAGUCCUGGACAUAAUGGCUUUCCUGGUAAACCAGGCAGAGAUGGUCGUGAUGGUGCAAAAGGAGAAAAAGGGGAAACAGGAUUGCCAGGACCAAAGGGUGAUGAAGGCCAGCCUGGGGAACCAGGUGUGGAUGGAGAACAGGGGCUUCCUGGCCUCCCAGGACACAAAGGAGAAAAGGGAGACAGCGGUUAUUAUUAUCGCUCAGCAUUCAGUGUGGGACUGACCACAAGAAAUCCUGUCCCAAACAUCCCCAUCAAAUUCUCCAAAAUCUUUUACAAUGAUCAAAAACACUACAACGAAGAGACGGGCAAAUUCAGCUGUCCAUAUUCAGGGGUGUAUUUCUUUUCAUAUCACAUUACUGUUUAUACUAAGGAUGUCAAGGUUGGCCUGUACAAAAACAACAAGGUUAUAAUUUUUACUUAUGAUCAAUUUCAGAAUAAUAAUGUAGACCAAGCUGGAGGUUCUGUUGCAGUACAUUUGGAUGAAGGGGAUGAAGUGUGGUUACAAGUUUAUGGAGACAAUACAUUUAAUGGGAUUUAUGCUGACAACAAUAAUGAUUCCACAUUUACAGGAUUCCUUCUGUAUCCAGACUUGCAUUAAAUAGCUUUUAUCACAACACUCUGAAUCCCAUUCAGAACCUGUAAACACAUUAUGUUAGGUUUGUCACGAAUGAUGAUUUCUUCCAAUUACGAGCUGAAAACACUAACCAGAUAGCAAAUAGUAGUUCAACAAUUUGCUUGUUAUGGAUCAGUAAUCUUCAUAAUUAUGUUCUAUAAACAGUUUUCAUAUUUCCCUAUAAGAUUGUCAAUGAAUAACUGAAUAAAUCAGACAUUUAAAUAUGUGUUUUUUAAUCAGUCAAUCCUGUGCAUGAUGUUACAAACUGAGGUUUUAGCUGUGUAUCAUUAGCACAGUAAAAGUGGUAACAUGAACUGUAAGGCGGUCACAUUUCAGGGAUUAUUACAAAUAUGUACAGUAAAGAUGGAAACUGCAGCUGUAUUUCAUCUAUUAAUAGACAUUGUUGUAACAUUAACUAUGACUAAAAGACAUUAAAUAUUCAAGAUGG